CAAAGAGGAAAAGAGACAGGAGUGAGCGAGUCCAGGUUCCAAGUCACCAUAGAUAGGACAGAGAAAUAAACGGUUUUGAACAAGCGAAAAAACUGAAAAUACAGAUUUCAGGGUGACGCAAGAAACUAUAGAUAAUAUAACAGUUUUUUUAUGGGGGGUAGUGUUAGACUUAACAUUUUUUCCCCUUUGUUGUAAACCCGCAGUGGAGACGGUAGUAUUGUUUUGGUUGUGUGGAGGCACGGGCGGCGGGGGUCUCACCCGGGUCCCCUGUUCCUUUACUCACCGUAUCUACAGUGGACAUUAACGGCUUCGUGGAUGCACUUAGAUGUCUGCAAUGAGCGCUGUGGCUGGCAUGCCUCAGUGUUUUGGAUCCCCCUGCUCUGGACUCAGUAGGACAAGAAUUUAUCAGAAGAGAACGUCAUGAGCAUAGUCGUCCCAGUAGGGGUGGACGCAACAGACACCUCAUAUCUGGACAUGGCUGCAGGGUCAGAACCUGAAUCGGUGGAGGCCAGCCCUGUGGUAGUGGAGAAGUCCAGCUACCCGCACCAGAUCUACAGUAGCUCCCACCACUCACACAGCUACAUCGGCCUGCCCUACGCUGACCACAACUAUGGGGCACGGCCGCCUCCCACGCCGCCCGCCUCGCCGCCGCCGGCGGUGCUGAUCCGGCCGGGGGAGGGGCUGUUCGUGCCGGCGGCCCAGGACGAGGCGUCCCGCGGCACCACGCUCAGCACCUCGGAGGACGGCAGCUACGGGGCCGACAUCACCCGCUGCAUCUGCGGCUUCACCCACGACGACGGCUACAUGAUCUGCUGCGACAAGUGCAGUGUGUGGCAGCACAUCGACUGCAUGGGCAUAGACCGGCAGCACAUUCCCGAGACGUACCUGUGCGAGCGCUGCCAGCCCCGGAGCCUGGACCGAGACAGGGCCAUCGUGCUGCAGACCAGGAAAAGGGAGAACAUGUCGGAUGGGGACACCAGCGCCACUGAGAGCGGGGACGAGGUGCCGCUGGAGCUGUACACGGCCUUCCAGCACACGCCCACCAGCAUCACGCUGACGGCCGCACGGACGGCCAGCAAGCCGGCCGACAAGAAGCGCAAGAAGAGUGGUGAUAAAGAGCCGGGGACCGUCCCCGCCCGAGCCAAGAAGGCAUUCCGUGAGGGGUCCAGGAAGUCGUCCAGAGUGAAGGGCUCUGCUCCGGAGCUGGAUCCCGCAGACCCCCCCUCGCUGUGGGAGAGUAAGAUGAAGGCCUGGAUGGAGCGCUAUGAGGAGGCCAGCAGCAACCAGUACAGUGAGGACAUGCAGCUGCUGCUGAGGGUGAAGGAGGUGGCGGACGGCAAGACCAUCGCCUACAACACACACACCGCUGCCUUCAAGCCUCCUGUGGAGAGCCAGGUGCAGAAGAAUAAGAAGAUUCUGAAGGCUGUGCGGGACCUGGCCGCUGACUCCCUCAUCAUCGAGUACCGGGGAAAGUUCAUGCUGCGGCAGCAGUUCGAGGCCAACGGCUACUUCUUCAAGAGGCCGUACCCCUUCGUGCUGUUCUACUCGAAGUUCCACGGGCUGGAGGUGUGCGUGGACGCCCGCAGCUUCGGCAACGAGGCCCGCUUCAUCCGCCGCUCCUGCACCCCCAACGCAGAGGUGAGGCAUGUGAUUGAGGACGGAACGCUGCACCUGUACAUCUACUCCCUGAGGCCCAUCGUCAAGGGCAACGAGAUCACCAUCGGCUUCGACUACGACUACGGCAGCUGUAAAUACAAGGUGGACUGUGCGUGUCUGAAGGGGAACCCCGAGUGCCCGGUGCUCAAACACAACUCGGAGCCCACGGAGAACCAGGUGUCCAACGCUGACACGCGGCGCCGCCGGGGCCGCAAGGACAAGGAGCCACCCCGCGAGAGCGAGGGUGCGCAGAACCAGAACAUCACGCUGGACUGCGACGUCGCCAACGCCGGCGCCAAGGGCAAGGCCCUCGCCGACGGCAAGCAGAGGAAGCUGUCCCCGCUGCGCCUCUCCAUCUCCAACAACCAGGAGCCUGAGAUAAUUGAGGAUAUUGAAGAGAAAACGUCCGUUAGCAAUGAAGUAGAGAUGGAGUCAGAGGAGCAGAUUGCGGAGAGGAGGAGGAAGAUGGCCAUCCCAGUGGAGGAGUCCCAUCUGCCAGGCGGGGGGGGCUCCAGCUGGAUGGGACUGAGAAACAAGGAGACGCGCGAGGAGAGGAAGAUGGAGGCCAUCCUGCAGGCCUUCGCGCGUAUGGAGAAGAGGGAGAAGCGCAGGGAGCAGGCCCUGGAGAGGAUCGGCACCAAGGCCGACAUCAAGGAGGAGCCGCCCGCCACCCCCGAGGCUGAGCCCCCCGCCGUGCUGCAGCCGCUGCUGGAUGUGGUGAAGGAGGAGGCGGGGGUUGGGGUGGGGGCAGGGGCGGGGGCGGGGGCGAAGGCCGCAGCAGCGAAGGUGAGCCGCUCGAAGCAGCGGAAGAGCUUCUCUCGGAGCCGCACCCAUAUCGGGCAGCAGCGGCGGCGCGCCCGCACCAUCAGCACCUGCUCCGACCUGCCGCCCGCUUCGCCCGGGGAGUGCCCGGAGGCCCCGCCCAGCGAGCCCGCCGAGAGCCAAUCCCCCGUGGUGCCCGAGCCCGAGCCCGUCCCCGUGCAGCCCCCCGACGCCAGCCCCCCCCACAGCGCCUCCCCCGCGCCCCCCUGCCGCACCGCACACAAGUACCCCAAGACAAAAAAGCACUUGAUGAGUGAGUGGAUGGGAGAGAAGCCGGAACGCGUGGUGAGGACCCCCGAGCCGCCCCCAGAGCGCCCCCUGCGGAUCAGCAGCGACCCCGAGGUGCUGGCCACGCAGCUCAACUCCCUGCCUGGCCUGGCCUGCAGCCCGCACGUCUACAGCACGCCCAAACACUACAUCCGCUUCUCCUCGCCCUUCCUGGCCAGCCGCAGCCCCACCGUGCCCGGCGUGCCAAUCAGCCGGCGGCGCUCCCGCGAGCUGCAGGAGACCCCGCCCACCUCCGGCUCCUGCAAGAAGCGCUGGCUGAAGCAGGCUCUGGAGGAGGAGGGGUCUCCGAAGCACCCCACCUUCGUCCUGCCCAGCGAGGGGCCCCUCAGCCCCCCCAUUAACGGGGAUUCAGACAGCCCCCUCCCCAUCAAUGGCAGCUGCACUUUACCAGAGUUCCCCACCCCUCUGAAGAAGCGCCGCCUGUGCCCGCUGGACGCCUGCAUGUCGGAGGGCUCCACCCCCUACGGCUCGCCCUGCGCCACGCCCACCCGCGCCGAGCUCCCGGAGACACCCGGCACGCCCCUCCUCCUGGCCACCCCGCCCCGCACCCGCCCCGAGGACCAGAGCGCCGACCCCUCCCCCCCAACACCCACACACACCCCCCAGGCACUCGCCGCUCCACUGGAGAGUGACUCGUCUCCAGAGAGUUCUCCUGAGAGCAGCCGCAGACCCAGUGUCCAGGAGGCCGAACGCCCCCCUUCGUUGCUGUCCUCCCCCUGUGUGCGGGGCCCAAGUCUCGACACGCCCCCCCCGGAAAUUAGGACAGUGGGCACCCUGAGCCCGCGCCCGCCCCGGCCGGACCCCCAGGAGUGUGGGGGGGAUGAGGCGGGCGAGGGGGGCGUGGAGAGCUCUGUGGAAACCCCCCUGACGGACCCCCCCACGCCCUCCUACCCGCCGUGGAUGAAGAGCCCCGAGAGGGGGGGCCUCUCCUUCUCGCAGGUGAACUCCAACCUGCGCGACCUCACCCCGUCACACACCCUGGAGAUGGGCGCCUUCCGCCCCGACGCCGCACAGGCCCCCUUCAGCGAGGGGGGGCUCUACUACCCCUGCUCCGAGGAGGGGGGCGCCCUGGGCUUCCCCCGCUCGCUGGGAGGGGACGGAGUGGGAGAGGGGGCGGGCGGAACGGCGCAGAACCCCCCACAGAAGAAAAAGGUGUCCCUGCUGGAGUACAGGAAGAGGCAGCGCGAGGCCCGGCGCAGCGGCUCCAAGGCCGAGUGCGGCUCUCCCGUCUCCACGGCGCCCCCUCUGGUGGCACUGUGCGGCGCCGCUUUCGAGGUCGCCAUGGAGACGGCCCCCGAGCCCCCGGCGCAGACGGCGGCCCCUGCCUCCGAGACGGCCCAGCCGGGCGAGGCCACCGAAACGCCGCCCCAGGGGGAGAGAGAGGGCGGGGAGGGCCAGUGGACGUCCUCUACGUCAGUGGAGCAGGCGAGGGAGCGCAGCUACCACAGAGCGCUGCUGCUUAGCGACCACCGCAAGGACAGAGAUGCAGAUGGUGCGGAGGCAGAAGGCAGUGAGCAGGCCGUAGCAAAGGACUGUGCAUCUCCCAACUCACACAAGACCUGCAGGAGUCCGUCUGCACACAAGCCGUGUUCUCCUGGCCCCAGCGCGAGUCGCGCAGUGAAGGAGGAGGAUAGCGACGGUCAGCCCCGCGGUCCCUGCCUCUCUCCGUCCGUCCAGCAGCCCUGCAAGCCCCCCGGGCCCAAGACUGCUCCCCUGACCCCCAGCAAACUGCAGAACCUGUACCCGGGCUCGUCCCUGCUGCACUCCCCGAAGCCCCAGCCUCAAGGCUCCCCGUACCGCGGCCAGCGCUCCUUCCUGUCCACACAGCCCCAGCCGCAACCCCAGCCCCAGGCCCCUCCCUGCCCCGCCUCCUUCUCCCAGUACAGCCCCCAGAGCGUGCCCCCGCCCCCGCCUCCGCCCCCGCCAGCGCCGCCUGCAUCUACCAGUUACUUCCCUGGCCAGACGGCGCCCCCUGCUGGACCCUUCCCAGGGUACAAGCCCGCGGUGGUGUCUCCCUUCCCCCCCGGCUCCCAGCCCCUGAUACAGAGCCACCACGCUCUGCAUUACCAGAGCUCCACGGCGCCCCCGCCCCCUCCGCCCCCGCCCCCGCACCCCCAGCAAGGCCCCCCGAUUAUGCACGUCAACAUGGCCCCCCCGAUGCAGCAGCACCAGCUCCUGUUGAGCUCGGCGCCGCCCCCGCCCCACGUGAUUGGCUCCGCCCCUCCACCCCCUCCCCCACCCCCCCAGAGCCAGGCCCCCCAACAGCAGCCCAGCAGCGGCAAUCUCCUGUCUCUGCAGCAGGCCCCGCCUCCGCCUCCACCCCCGCCCCCUCCUCCCUCCGCCUCCGCCAACCCCCCCCUACAGGCGGCGCAUCACUACCCAAGCAUGGGGGGGUUCCAGGCACCCCUUCUGCACCCGGGGGCGACCAGCGCCCCAAACGCGCCCCCCUCAACCUACCAGCCCCACCAGCAGGGCGUGCUCCCGCCCCCGCCCCCUCCCCCACCUCAACAGGCCCCGCCCACACAGACACAGGCCCCGCCCUCUCAGAUCCCCAGCGGUGUUCGGGGAGCCCCUGCCUCCUCCGCCCCUUUUCACAACGCAGGGUACCUUGGCACGGGGUGGCACUGACAACCCCCCCCCCCCCCCAAAUAAAAAAACCCUACGAACUCGCCGAGAGACGGGGGUGCAAAGAUACCGUGUAAAAUGACAUGUAAAUAUUUUCUAUGUACUUGUACACAAAGCCAACGGAAAAACAGGACGAAGACAAAGGGUACUUUUUUUAAAAAGAGAGAAGAAAAAAGAGGGCAAAGCAAUCCUGUAAAGAGACUUUGUAUAAAAAGAAAAACAGACAAAUCCGGUGCUCAUCACCCUCUCUCUGACAUUCUCUCCUCAGAGUCGUCUUUCCUAGUUUCGUCUUUUUUAUUUCUGUACCCCUCCCCUCCCUUUGGCUGAGAGCCCCGUCUGUCCGUCCGUCUGUCUGUCUGACGGUCCCCCGGCCGUCUGGCCCAGCGUUUUCUGUAUCAAUGGGACAUUCCACCCCCCGCCCCCUCCUCCCCCGUCUGUCUGUCCGUCUGUCCGGACACGUCUCUGUCUUCACGUUUGUCUUCUUUUCCUCUUGUAUUUGUUUAUUUAGUGGCUCAAUUUAGCGAGAAAAGAAA
Molecule: messenger RNA, 5924 nt
Organism: Megalops cyprinoides (Indo-Pacific tarpon)
Lineage: Eukaryota; Metazoa; Chordata; Actinopteri; Elopiformes; Megalopidae
Gene: kmt2e
Product: lysine (K)-specific methyltransferase 2E
Molecular function (GO): protein binding
Source: RefSeq, a predicted model, not a curated record